AUGGAGGAGGCAGACCAAAUCCUCAUCCAUUCCCUGCGCCGGGCCGGCACAACAGUUCCUCCAGAUGUGCAGACCCUGCGAGCCUUGACCGCUGAGUUGGCGGUAGAAACUGUAGUCUGCUGCCUGCGUGUGAUCGACCCUGCCAUGGGCUCUGGUCUCAGGCCCCUGCUGCCUCUGGCCAUGUCCGACCGCUUCCGCCUGGCCAUGAGCCUGGCUCAGGCCUGUAAGGACCUGGGCUACUCCUUGGAGCUUGGCAAUCAGAACUUCCUCUAUCCCAGUGAGCCUGAUCUCCGGGACCUGCUUUUCUUCUUGGCUGAGCGUCUGCCCUCUGAUGCCUCUGAGGAUGCAGAUCAGCCUGCUAGUGACUCAGCUAUUCUUCUCCAGGCCAUUGGGGGCCAAAUCCGGGACCAGCUGGCCCUUCCCUGGGUCCCACCGCUCCUUCGCACUCCCAAGCUACAGCACCUCCAGGGUUCAGCCUCCCAGAAGCCUUUCUACACCACCAGGCUGGUCAUGCCGGAGUUGAGUUCCAGCGGGGAACUCUGGGAGUUCCAGGCGAGUCCUCUGGUGCUACCAGUCCCCACCCAGGUGCCCCAGCCUGCAAGGAGGGUGGCCUCACUCCUCGAAUGCCAUGCCAUCCAGCUUUGCCAGCACGUGGGUGGGAACCGCCCUGGGGAUGAGGACUGGGUCCACCGGGCAAGCUGCCAUCCCACCCAGGAAGAUCCAUGGGCUCAGAGGCAACGGCUACAGAAUUACCUGGCUGAGCAUCUCUGCCAGACCUGGGGCCGACUAGGGGCUCCCCCACAAACCGGAGACCUGGGAGAGCUGCUGCAUGCCUGGGGUGCUGGGGCCAGGGCUGGUGCUUCCAAGGCCUCCAACUUCACACACUCAGAGAAGUUCACCUUUCAUCUGGAUCCUGAGAUACAGGCAGCCCAGGUGUCUGAUGUGCCUGCCACCUCCCAGUGGCCUGAACAGGAAAUGAAGGCGGCUCAAGAGCAGGAGCUGGAGUUUCUCCGAGAGCAGCUAGAGGGAGUGAACCACAGCAUUGAAGAGGUUGAAACCAACAUGAAGACCCUGGGAAUCAGCUUCAUGCGGGUGGAAACCGAGCAUCACCAGAAUAAGCUCAGCACCGCGGAGCGUGAGCAGGCACUGCACUUGAAGAGCCAGGCAGUGGAACUGCUGCCUGGAGGGGCUGCCAACCUUGCCAAGCUGCAGUUCAUGGUGGAGAGUACUGUCCAGUGGGUCUUCUACUUGGUGGGUCAGUGGGAAAAGCACCGGGUCCCGCUCCUGACUGAGUACCGCCACCUCCGAAAGCUUCAGGAUUGCAGAGAGUUGGAAUCUUCUCGACGGCUGGCAGAGAUCCAGGAGCUGCACCAGAGUGUUCGAGCAGCUGCCAGAGAGGCUCAAAGGAAGGAGGAAGUCUGUAAGCAGCUGGUGUCAGAACUGGAGACCCUGCCUAGAGAUGUGUCCCGGCUUGCCUACACCCAGAGCAUCUUGGAGAUGGUGGGCAACAUCCAGAAGCAGAAGGAAGAGAUCACUAAGAUCUUAUCAGACACAAAGGAGCUUCAGAAGGAAAUCAGCUCCCUGUCUGGGAAGCUGGAUCGGACAUUUACAGUGACUGAUGAGCUUGUGUUCAAGGAUGUCAAGAAGGAUGAUGCCGUUCGGAAGGCAUACAAGUAUCUAGCUGCGCUGCAGUUUAUUGGAGAGGUUACUAGGUUGUGGCCUUGGAUCCCAAAUAAAUGA
Neogale vison (American mink) is the source of this 1740-nucleotide messenger RNA. Its product is annotated as coiled-coil domain-containing protein 22-like. Gene Ontology annotation, biological process: positive regulation of ubiquitin-dependent protein catabolic process. The coding region runs from base 1 to 1740 and encodes 579 amino acids. Gene Ontology annotation, molecular function: cullin family protein binding. The record is from RefSeq and is a predicted model, not a curated record. Lineage: Eukaryota; Metazoa; Chordata; Mammalia; Carnivora; Mustelidae. The transcript has 2 exons.